Messenger RNA from Hypanus sabinus (Atlantic stingray), 4274 nucleotides. RefSeq lists its product as uncharacterized. NCBI's taxonomy places the organism in Eukaryota, Metazoa, Chordata, Chondrichthyes, Myliobatiformes, Dasyatidae. The record is from RefSeq and is a predicted model, not a curated record. Gene Ontology annotation, cellular component: cytoplasm. The transcript has 17 exons. Bases 1593 to 4274 code for a protein of 893 amino acids.
UGCGGAGGAAUUUCUUUAGCCAGAGUGCAGUGAAUUUGUGAAAUCAGCAGAGCGAGCUGUGGAGGCCAUGUUGGGGGGUAUUUAAGAGGGAGAUUUUGUAGGUUACGAUAAGAAGGCCGUGGAGUGGGGCUGUGAGGAGGGGAAGAAAAAGAUCAGCCGUGAUUGAACGCCGGAGCAGAUUCGAUGGGCCAAGCGGCCUAAUUCUGCUCCUGUGUCUUAUGGACCCGGUUUAUUGUCGGGGAGACGCACCGACCGGUCACGGUAUCCUGCUUUCCGCUCUGAUUUCGCCGCAGAUCUGCAGCCUGCAGCUUUUUUCCCCGAGGCCCCCCACCCCUUCCGGCUGUGAUGUGAAAAUCACAUCGCGCAUGCUGAGAGUCCGCGGAAUGGCAGUGAUUUUUGGCCGACAGAGUACAGUCACCAUUUUGUGCUGCGCAGCACAAGCAUCUUUUCCUUUGUUGAGGAAAUCUGAUAUUGCCAAUGAGUCCCGUUAACUUCCCAAACUGUCGACUUCACCUCGCUUCCUGGAACUUCUCAAAAACUUUUUCAGUUCAGAUAAGCCGGUUUUAAGCCUGGUGAUAUGUGCUUCGGGGCUGUUCUACCUUCUCCCUAAUUGGGGUGGGUGAGAAAGGAGAAUGUCCCAGGUUGUGGGGAUCUUUCAUUUUACCGAGAGAGUGGGAAGUCCAGAAAGAGUUCAUGUAGAGGAAACUGUUUUCUGUGAUGAGCUGAUCUGUGUCCGUAACUCUGCAGUUCCUUGCAGUCACCAUACCAAGCCAUGAAGUAUCCGGAUGGAAAAUAUGCUGUAUUGAUAACAUUUGGUGAUGGGCAAAGCAUACCAAAGUUCUUGUGGUUUGUUCUAGGUUUGUUCCUUUGGGAUCUUUUAUACAGUAGUAUUGUGGUGAACAUUUGUUCCAUAAUGACAGACGAGGUAGCUCAUUAAACUCAGCAGUUUUAUUGUGAUAAACUUAAAAUAGACCAGCCAGCAGGACCCGGAGAGUGAACCUAACCAGUGUCAUACAGACAAGGGAGGUAAUCUUCACACACCCCACUUACAGUUAGGGUGGCCCAGAAAUAGACAAGCAAAAACUGUACAAUCCAAGCUAAAAGGUAACAAUAAAUGAACUGGAACAUACCAUCAUAACCCCACAAAAGCAUUUUCACACAAGAACAAUAAACAGAGCUGUUUGGAUUUGGGUAUUUGAUCCUCCACAAUAUUCCACGUGCGAUUUUAAAAUGGAUGUGGCAGUGUUUUUUUAAAAGGUCGAGUUGCAAGAUCGACAGCAACCUGGCAUGGAUGGAGUGCACACUUGGGAGUGGUCCGUCACUGGAUCGAGCUCAGACCCUCCGUUCGCGAGCCGGGAGCUGAUACUGCACCAUCAGCCGACUCCACAAAUUUAGACCUGUGUUGAGAGAUUUAUUGGAAGAAAAGCCCACAUCUGGAAGCAAACCACGACUGUAGACGAGGGAACAGCAGCAAGUGAACCUGCCCAAGGACUGAGAGCAUCAACUGGACAGAACCCAUCUGACUCAGAGUUAACAUUCAUUCAGUCAGGAGAAAGUUUGAGCAGCAAAAACUGAUCACAUCUGUCCUCAAAAUGAGUCAAGGUUCGAGCAGUGGAGGAGCUCCAGUGACAUCAACAUCGGGAAAGGACACAGAACUGAUCACACCUGUCCUCAAAAUGGGUCAAGGUGCCAGCAGUGGAGGAGUUCCAGUGAUGUCAACAUCGGGAAAUGAUACAGAGCAGCAAAAACUGAUCACAUCUGUCCUCAAAAUGAGUCAAGGUUCGAGCAGUGGAGGAGCUCCAGUGACAUCAACAUCGGGAAAGGACACAGAACUGAUCACACCUGUCCUCAAAAUGGGUCAAGGUGCCAGCAGUGGAGGAGUUCCAGUGAUGUCAACAUCGGGAAAUGAUACAGAGCAGCAAAAACUGAUCACAUCUCUCCUCAAAAUGAGUCAAGGUUCGAGCAGUGGAGGAGCUCCAGUGACAUCAACAUCGGGAAAGGACACAGAACUGAUCACACCUGUCCUCAAAAUGGGUCAAGGUGCCAGCAGUGGAGGAGUUCCAGUGAUGUCAACAUCGGGAAAUGAUACAGAGCAGCAAAAACAGAUCACAGCUUUCCUCAAAAUGGGUCAAGGUGCAAGCAGUGGAGGAGUUCCAGUGGAGUCAUCAUCGGGAAAGGACACGGAGCUGCCAAAACUGAUCACACCUGUGCUCAAAAUGGGUCAAGGUGCCAGCAGUGGAGGAGUUCCAGUGAUGUCAACAUCGGGAAAUGAUACAGAUCUGAGAGUGAUCACUGAGCUCCUGGCAAUCUGUGACAAUUUCCAGCUGCUGCAGUUGACGGACUUCUACCGGGACAGGCUGGAGCAGGCGAUGGAAGGAGGGGUGCACGGAGUGAGCCUGGCGUUAACGGCCGAGAAUCAGUUCAGCGGAGAGGAACAUCGGAAAAUCUCUGAUCUCGCUGAUAAGGGAGAGCGGGCGGACAGUUCUAAACUCCUCCUGAGCCUGGUGAUGGAGAAAGGCUCCCGCGCCCCAAGGGUGAUGUGGGAAACCUUUGUCAAAAUGCGGAUUGGUGUUCCAGAUUUGGACAAAGUACUGAAGGAAAUCCAGAUGUAUGGGCCGAGCUCAGUGAUCACUGAGCUCCUGGCAAGCUGGGACGAUUCCCAGCUGCUGCAGUUGACGGACUUCUACCGGGACAGGCUGGAGCAGGCGAUGGAAGGAGGGGUGCACGGAGUGAGCCUGGCGUUAACGGCCGAGAAUCAGUUCAGCGGAGAGGAACAUCGGAAAAUCUCUGAUCUCGAUGAUGAGGGAAAGUGGGCGGACAGUUCUAAACUCCUCCUGAGCCUGGUGAUGGAGAAAGGCUCCCGCGCCCGGAGGGUGAUGUGGGAAACCUUUGUGAAAAUGCGGAUUGGUGUCCCAAAGUUUGACAAAAUACUGAAGGAAAUACAGAUAUAUGGUUGUGAUUCUUCCCAUCGACCAAUUCCCGCUCAAAAAUUACUAAAGUUUCUCGGUGAGCUGAAAGAUGUUCAACAGAAACACAAGGAGACUCUGCGGGCACAAACUGAAACACUGAGAGUGAACACAAUCCUGAUGAGGGAGAAGGUGAAGGUUUUCCAGCUGGUUGAUCGAUACGCUGAGCUCACGGUCAUUUCUACUGUUCGAGAUCGGAGACUGGUGGAACAGGAGCUGCUGGCAAGAGGCAAAGACCACGAGGAGUUGAGAGAAAAACAUCUCAGUGGACUCCUGGAAAAACUCCAGAUGGAUCAGCUGUUUCAGAGCAGCUUUUCGCGAAGUAAAUCCAAAUCCGGGAUGUCCGCAGCAGUGGCCGGAGUCCCGGGGAUCGGGAAAACAACAAUGGUACAAAAGAUUGUUUAUGACUGGGCCACAGGGAAAAUAUACCAACAGUUCCAGUUUGUCUUCAGUUUCAAAUUCGGGGAUUUAAACACCAUUAACUGCAGAAUAAAUCUGAAGGAACUGAUACUCAAUCGGUAUCCUUACUUUGGGAAUAUCUUGAGAGAGGCCUGGAAGAAUCCAAAGGGAUUGCUGUUUAUAUUUGAUGGUUUGGAUGAAUUCAAUGACACAAUUGAUUUUGCUGACAGUCAGAAAGACACAGAACUUCAGUCCACAUGCACAGAUCCUGAAUUCAAGUGCAAGGUGUCUGACAUAGUCUACAGUUUAAUCCAGCACAAGCUGCUCCCAGGGUGUUCAGUGCUGGUGACCACCCGUCCCACUGCGUUACAUUUAUUGGAAAAGGCAGACAUCAGUAUCCUGGCUGAAAUCCUGGGAUUUGUUGGUGAACGGAAGAAAUAUUUCAUGAGGUAUUUUGAAGAUCAGACGGUGGCGGAAGCUGUUUUCAAUUAUGUGAACGAGAACGAGAUCCUCUACACCAUGAGCUACAACCCCUCCUACUGCUGGAUCCUCGCUCUGGCAUUGGGCCCCUUCUUCACACAAAGAGACAGGGACCCGCAACGAGUUCCCAAGACCAUCACCCAACUGUACUCCUACUAUAUUUACAACAUCCUGAAAAACCACGGCCGUGAGAUUGAGAACCCACGUGAUGUGUUACUCAGGGUUGGUCAGUUGGCCUUCAGAGGAGUGUCCGAGAAGAAGAUUGUGUUUACAGAUGGAGAUUUGAUCAAGUACAAUCUGCAGCCUUCCCAGUUCCUGUCCGGGUUCCUGAUGGAGCUUUUGGAGAGAGAGGAUUCUGCCCGGAGUGUGGUGUACACAUUCCCACACCUCACCAUCCAAGAGUUUGUAGCUGCAGUCGCACAAUUAUAG